Messenger RNA from Amoebophrya sp. A25, 283 nucleotides. The record is from the annotation of a GenBank genome assembly. NCBI's taxonomy places the organism in Eukaryota, Dinophyceae, Syndiniales, Amoebophryaceae.
CGCCGCUCGUGCUGGGCAUCCGCGUAUCUUCCGGAUGCUCCUCGACUACAAGGCAGAAAUUAACGGCGAGGACACGUUUGGGCAGACUCCACUUACCCUCUCUUGUGACUCCAUGAUGCAAAAGCUGAUCAAAGAUUCCGGCGGCAAGCAGGGCCAGAGCGCCAUGGGCUUAAGCACAAGCGUAGGAGGUGAUCAUUCGCAGAUGUUCGACCGCAGCGGCUCCAUGUCCCCACCCGUGUCGCCAACGCGCUCACUGUCCCCAGCAGUCUCUCCAACACGAAGC